GACACUAAUUUUUUCCUCUGGUCCUAAGGGGUCUCCUUCUCUAUAUAAGGCUCUCAGAGUUGCUCAGGAGUUACACAGUCUCUAUGUUCCCCGGGAACACCACCAAUAGCAGCAGCCUGCUCCUCUCAUAAGAGAAUUAACAGCUUUCCGGCGCUCAGAGGAAGCUGCACCGAAAAUACUCAAUCUACUGGAUACUAACAAAGAAACAGAGAGAGGAAGGAAACCAUCAUUGAAUCGUCAUUUCAACCCUGCAGAUUUUAUCUGGAACUGUGAAAGGAGCCUCUCUAUAUCCACAAGCUGCUGUCUAGUCAUAAAGUAUAAACUACGCAGCUCAAGUGUCAGGAUGACCUGCGCUACAGUGACCUGGCCCCUUGUCCUCGUCCUCGUGCUGUUGUGCAUCAGAGACUCGGCUUCCCUCUUCCUGCCAGACUCCAGCGAGCUCAGGAAGCUACUGAGCCGCUAUGAGGAGGAAGCAGAGCAGAAAGGCACCAGCAACACAGCUGGUAACAGGACCCGCCGAGCCAUCCUCUGGUCAGACCGUGAGGAGAUCCUGCAGCUGCACAACAAGCUGAGGGGUGGGGUUUACCCCACCGCUUCAAACAUGGAAUACAUGAUUUGGGAUGAUGAGUUGGAGCGAUCUGCCACUCAGUGGGCAGAGGAGUGUCAGUGGGACCAUGGACCUCAGGACCUGCUCAUGUCUAUUGGACAAAACCUGGCAGUUCACUGGGGCAGGUNCCGUUCACCUGCCUCCCACGUCCAAUCCUGGUACGAUGAAGUGAAGGACUACACCUACCCCUACCCUCAUGAGUGCAAUCCCUGGUGUCCAGAACGUUGCUCUGGGCCAAUGUGCACUCAUUACACCCAGCUGGUGUGGGCAACUACUAACCGAGUGGGCUGCGCUGUGCACGUGUGCCCAAGGAUGAACGUGUGGGGAGAAAUAUGGGAGAAUUCGGUUUACCUUGUGUGCAACUAUUCCCCAAAGGGCAACUGGAUUGGAGAGGCCCCAUACCAGCAUGGCCGACCUUGUUCCCAGUGCCCUCCAAGCUAUGGAGGAGGAUGCAGAAAUAACCUUUGCUACAAAGACUCUCAGCAGCCAGAGAUUGAAGACAUGAACGAGGUGGAGAAGCCUCAGGUCCCACUGCCACCCCGUACCACUGCCAGACCUAAAACUAUUGCUCCAAAGAAACCUGUGUCCAGACCCUCCAGUCCCAAGAACACUAAUCCCAGGACAACGCCUUCAAAAACUCCCAGCAGCACUUUUCUUGCUCACAAUAUUAAGUGUGAGACAAGACUGCGAGAUAAGUGCCGUGGCUCAACCUGCAGCAGAUUCAACUGUCCUGCUAACUGUGUGCAAAAGAAAGGAAAAGUUUGGGGAACUGUCACUUAUGAUGUGCAAUCAAGUAUUUGCCGAGCUGCUAUCCAUCAUGGUGUGAUUGACAACAACGGAGGACUAAUUGAUAUCUCCAGAAUGGAUAAGUUACCAUUCUUUGUCAGAUCUACAAAGAAUGGCAUUGAGUCUUUCAGUAAAUAUAAAGCUGGAAAUGGCUUCACAGUGGCCAGAGUGAAAGAAAUGACAGCUGAUUGUUACACCACAGUGGCUGAAAUCUGCCCUUACAAAGAACCAAACUCACACUGUCCAAGAGUCUUCUGUCCAGAGAACUGCAAGGCUCAGCCCUCAUACUGGUCGCCUGUUAUUGGAAACAAGAUUUACACAGAUAACUCCAGCAUUUGCAAAGCGGCCAUCCAUGCAGGCGUAAUCAAACCCAAUGGCGGCUUUGUUGAUGUUUUGCCUCUGGACAAGAGAAAGAGCUACACAGGAAUUCUGAAAAAUGGCAUCCAAUCUGAAAGCAGAAGCAACAUGGAGGGAGGAUCCUUCCGAGUCUUUGCUGUGAGGCAGUGAGACUUAAGUUCAGUAAUCUGAAGACCAACAGAGUCACCUCAGCUGCUCUCGAAGAGAAGAAAGUGCCCAUAGCUUUGAUGCCAUGGCUGUUUGUCUGUCCCAUCUGACUGACAGAAACUUUCCCCACUCAGUUAACAAACAGUAGUCAUACAGUAAAAUCCAUCCACUCAUCCAACACAUUGAUAGUCCUUCAUGUUUCUUCAUCUUUUCUUAGACUUACAUAAUCUGUGAAUACAGAAUUUUUUUUAUAAAUAUAUUAUAAAAAAUGCAUUGAACAGCUGGUGCUGGAAGUUUUGAGUUACAAAAAGCAAUAUGUUUACAUUGGUGUUCUUAUUACAAGUGUCAUUUGUUUUUCAUACACAGGAAUGUAUCCAGAUCACACUGUAUUUAAUCAUUGUGUACAGAAUAUAUUAUAUUUUGUUUGUUUUCAAAGAAAUAAUAACAUGUUUAAGUUCUAGCCAUUUAAAAAAUAUAUAGCCUUCUUCUUCAUCAUUGCUUUUCUAAUCCUUAGCAGUGAAGUCCAAGUUUAGUGUGAGCAAAGAUGUUUUGUUGGGUUUUUUUGACCAGAAAUUUUGAAGCAGAUACAAAUAUUCUGCGAAAUGAAUGUGUAUAAAGGCAGCAGGCACUGCUGGAGAGAAGUAAUAGAAGACUAGUGUUGCUUCAGUGCCUGCCAUGUGGAGGUGUUCGGUUAAUGGAGAGCUGAUGUAGGUGAGACAGUUUGUGCACUUAUAAUAAUAAGUAGUAACAUCCCAAUUUAUAUUUAUUAACUGCUUAGUGCUUUCUUCUUUUCUUUCUUUCUAAUAAAUAUAUUUCAUGAAAAUGCUAAAUGCCCCCCCCCUUCCCACGUGAGACCGUUGAAUGUGUUGCAUGUUUCAGGUACAAAGAGUGCUUUUUGUUUAGAGACUGGACAGUGUUGUGAAGGUUUGACACUAACACUGUGCAGAACACACAGGAGACAAGUGUAAUAUCUCUCACCAUAGUGGAUUAAAGCACGGUUGCGUUUGGUCAGGUCUGAUUAAUAUUUUUGCUCUGUACCCAUCUUCAUCCCAUUUAGCCUGUUUAACCUACCUGCUGGUUUUCUUCUUUUCCAACUUCCUGUCUCUUUAUCCUACCUCAGUCCUAUCGCUGUGCUUAGUAUUUAGAUCUUUUCUAUGUGGGAAUUUUGUCGAAAACGCUAAAGGUUUUGUAAAGUUGUGGGAUCUGUAAAUACGAAUAUUUUUGUUUUUGAAUCAUCUUUAUACAGUAAGAUUAAAAUUAAGUAAUUGUGUGAAUUUGUUUCAAUUGUCUUGGAUGUAUUGCGUUUAUACAGGUUUAGGAUGCCUUCUAUACUUUUUGCACAGUUUGAAAAUCGAGUGUCUUACAAAUCCCAAUGUACACAAUUCUUUUUUUCUUUUAAAUUAAAAAGUCUUGUCAAAUAUGAUAUUUCAGAAAUCAUUACGCAUCAUGGGUGUUAUUUUGUGAUUUUUGUGUGUCUUUGUGAGCAAUAAUAUUUGAAGAAUGAGCCGCUUUACUAAGUAAAGGAUAAUAUCCAUAUCCAGAAAAGUGAAGCAACCCUUUGCUUACUCUUAGCUACAUAAGGUCCUGACUUCAUGACCAUGAAAUGUUACAAGUCUGGCUUUAACUGGUGUCCACAGUAACGUGGUUGAAACCAAUGCCCGUGCAGAUUGCAAAAAAAUGUAUUUUAAUAAGAUCUUGUAACUGUAUUAAAUGUACUUUGGCCUCAA
Molecule: messenger RNA, 3624 nt
Organism: Neolamprologus brichardi
Lineage: Eukaryota; Metazoa; Chordata; Actinopteri; Cichliformes; Cichlidae
Source: RefSeq, a predicted model, not a curated record